Messenger RNA from Manduca sexta (tobacco hornworm), 1508 nucleotides. It is a transcript of the gene mEFTu2, whose product is annotated as elongation factor Tu. The record is from RefSeq and is a predicted model, not a curated record. Gene Ontology annotation, molecular function: GTPase activity; GTP binding; translation elongation factor activity. The transcript is spliced from 7 exons. Bases 101 to 1462 code for a protein of 453 amino acids. Lineage: Eukaryota; Metazoa; Arthropoda; Insecta; Lepidoptera; Sphingidae. Gene Ontology annotation, cellular component: mitochondrion. Gene Ontology annotation, biological process: mitochondrial translational elongation.
GUCGUCUGUCAAAGUAACGUCAAAUGUUGUGUAAUGUUAGAACAAUUUAACCUCAAAAUAAACUUGAAAUCGAUGUAAAUACCCAUAAAAUAAAUAAAACAUGACCGGCAGGCUCAUAAUUCGGUCACUAUACACGAACUUUACACAACAUUUUCCCUUAAAUAACAACACAGUAUGCAAAAAUAGGAUAUUAGUCAGUGUAUUCAAUGUAAACUUUUCUACUAAACCUAAAAGUGGUUUUGUGGAGAAAAAGCACUGUAAUGUAGGCACUAUAGGGCACGUAGACCACGGAAAAACAACGCUGACGGCCGCUAUAACCAAGGUAUUAGCAAACGAUGGGCUAGCACAGUAUGUUUCUUAUGACGAGAUUGACAAGGCACCAGAGGAAAAAGCUAGAGGUAUAACAAUAAAUGCAGCUCAUGUUGGAUAUUCAUCAAAACUCCGUACGUACGCACAUACAGACUGCCCUGGACACGCUGAUUAUAUACGAAAUAUGAUAUCUGGAGCGUCACAGAUGGAUGCUGCUGUAUUAGUUGUAGCUGCUAAUGAUGGACCAAUGCCACAAACGAGGGAACAUUUACUGCUAGCGAAACAAGUCGGCAUUCAGCACAUACUGGUGUUUAUAAACAAAGCAGAUUUAGUUGAUGAUGAGUUAAAGGAAUUGGUAGAGAUAGAAAUGCGGGAACUGCUCACAGAUUUUGGAUACGACGGGAACACAGUGCCUAUUAUUUGUGGAUCAGCUUUGAAGGCGUUGAAUGGAGAUGAAUCAGAAUAUGGUGCACCAUCAAUAAGAAAGCUCUUGGACACAAUGGACUCCUACAUCCCUCCCAUAGUGAGGGAUCUGACUUCCCCCUUCCUGAUGCCCAUAGACAACGCAUUCACAGUGCCCGGCAGAGGGACAGUGGUUGUAGGUACCAUAAAACGCGGCAUUAUGAAGAAAAAUGAUGAAGCGGAUCUACUGGGUUUCGGAUACAAUAUCAAAACUACGCUUUCCGAUAUACAAAUUUUUAAGAAAAGUGUUUCUGAGGCGUUGGCCGGCGAUAAUGUCGGCGUACUUCUUCGAGGCAUGAAGAUCAAGUCGGUAGAAACAGGAAUGCUUCUGAGCGCUGCCAAAAGCCUUCAGAUGAGCAACCACUACAAGGCCAAGAUAUACUUCCUCACACGAAGCGAGGGAGGAAGGAAGAAGCCCAUAUUCUCAAAAUAUUCACAACAAAUGUAUAGCGGAACGUGGAAUAUUGCGUGUCGAAUUGAUUUGGAUCCGUCGCAGCAUAUGAUGAUGCCCGGAGACCAUGGGGAAGUGUACCUUACGUUAUUAGAAGACAUGGUUAUGACGUUAGGCCAGCCUUUCACCAUCAGAGAGAAUAACGUGACGGUUGCGACAGGAAUAGUGACGGAUACGCUGAAGUCUAUAGAUGUACCGAAGGGGAAGUUGGGGAAAGUAGUUAUGAAUUAUGAAGUGUAAAUAUUAUAAUGAAGAUAUUGAAUAAAUGUUAAAUUAUUAAAAAAUA